Molecule: messenger RNA, 1930 nt
Organism: Nasonia vitripennis (jewel wasp)
Lineage: Eukaryota; Metazoa; Arthropoda; Insecta; Hymenoptera; Pteromalidae
Product: aprataxin and PNK-like factor
Exons: 5
Coding region: 947-1825 (292 amino acids)
Biological process (GO): double-strand break repair
Cellular component (GO): nucleus; site of double-strand break
Molecular function (GO): DNA-(apurinic or apyrimidinic site) endonuclease activity; 3'-5' exonuclease activity
Source: RefSeq, a predicted model, not a curated record
AGAGAUGCUUUUACCAACAUUUUAUGAUAUAUAAAUUCGUAAUGUCUAGUAAAUAUCAAAUUAUUCAAGUGCAUAAUUUGAUAGUGCGAAAAGUGGAUUUAACAACCGGAGAAAAUAUGGUUGGGCAAAUCAAUGCAGAUAACGUACAUACGUUUAUAACUCGUUAAUAUCUUUGUGCUUACGAUUAAUGUAUAUGUAGCAAUUACCUUUUUAUUUGAUGAUAAAAUGCCCAAUUAUCAAGUACUUAUCUCGAUCUCUCUUGAUUGUAUCCUUCUAAUGUCACAUGAACCGCAUUAUGUCUAUCGCAGUCACUUGCGGGGUUAAAGGAAACUGUAUUUUGAUUCUCAUAACCUCCAAUUUUCUUUAUGCUUUGUUAUGAUAUUUGGCGCGCAGUUGCCGCAUCGGCAUCGCGUGUAAGAUAAGUUUGCAUCAGAUACGACUGAUGCUCUCGAUUUCGUUGAAUUUAUUUUUUUGACAACUUUAGACUAUUUGUAUUCAAAAAAGAUAUGCGUAUUUAUCAACAUAUGAGUUUGAAUAUUAUUUUUUUAUUAAGAAGAAUAGUUUAACUCGUUAGAUAUUUAGAUCUACUGUCAAAUUGUAUUUAGUGUUAAUACAAACGUGGAUGUAAAUAUGUAGGCAGUAAGUGGUGCAAAAGUUGAGCAAGCAGUCAAGAUAAAUGUCUACUAAUGAUGAAAUGACCAUUACGCCAGUUAGUUUCUAUAAGUUAUUUUGAAUGUUGAAUAUGGUAAUUUAUGGAAAUCGUAAAUGAAACGUUUGUUUUUUAUUACAAUAACACUAAACGUAGCGUGAAGGAAUAUUUUGUUAUAUUAAAAACUGUGAAGCGCGAAGCUAGAAACAAUUAGGAGCAAAUUGGACAGUUCCAUUGAAAGCUCAAGAUACAUGUUUGCUUCUUCCUGCUAGAAUUUGGAUAAAAGUAAUACCCAAAAUGGAUCAAGUGGUUGAGAUUAAUAGUCCAAAAAGAAAGGCAGAAGAAAUUUUGGAGAAUGAACCACCCGAUAAAAGACCAAGCACUGAUUUGGAUGUAGAAAUGAAAUCGAAGCAUGCUUUAAAUAAUAACGAUAAUGAUUCUUAUUCAAUUAAAAAUGUAAAUACUGACAAUGUGCAAGUGAAUAUAAUAAGUGAAGAUAUACAUCAGGAUGAUGUUGAAUCUAGUUCAUUGCAAGAUUCAAAUGUUAAUAAUAAAGAGAAAGAGAAAGAAUCAAUUGUUGAAAGAGAAACUAAUGAAGAUUCUUCUGCAAAGUAUGGUAAGGAACAAAAAUCUGAAUCAGAAUCAGAUUGUGAAAAAAGGGAUAACAGAGACCUAAAUUCAGAAGCAGAAAAUUAUGUAAAUGAAGAUCUUAAUAAUUCAGAAUCCAAACUGGAAGAGCAGACUACAGAUUCCAACCCGGUAAAUUUAAAUAUUGAUAAUAUUGAUCAAGGUACUUCAAAUACACAAUCACAACCAAGAGUGAAAUGCAAAUAUGGUAGUCAAUGUUAUCGAUUGAAUGCUGAACAUAAGGCAGAAUUUAGUCAUCCUGGUGAUCCUGAUUAUGAUACUCCUGAUAAUAGACCAGAAUGCCCAUACGGGCUGGACUGCUAUCGCAAAAAUCCUCAACAUAAAUUAGAUUAUAAGCAUACACAAAGCAAGCGUAAGCGAACUCAAACUACUGUAAGGUCUGUUUCUCUGCAAGAUUUGUCAGAUUUGGAAGAUUCUUGGGAAGAAUCUGUUGAUGAAUCAGAUUAUGAUCCAUCUUUUAUUGAUGAUGACAGUAUGGAAGAACUUGAAAGUGAUUUUGAUGAUGGUGACGACGACAAGGAAGAGUAAAAGGUUAGAAUAUAUAAAUUAAUAAAUAAAUGAUACCAUAAAUAUAGAAAUAAUUUGUAUGAGAAGACUAUAAAAUACAGACUUAAUUUUUAUAAAAUACAAGAA